Molecule: messenger RNA, 1751 nt
Organism: Chiloscyllium plagiosum (whitespotted bambooshark)
Lineage: Eukaryota; Metazoa; Chordata; Chondrichthyes; Orectolobiformes; Hemiscylliidae
Source: RefSeq, a predicted model, not a curated record
CCCCUCUGAGAGCAGGAGGGCGGGAGGUUCCAAGGCUGGACUCUCACUUCAUGCUGCAAAGCUGCAGAAAGACAGAAGCAAGGCGCCUGUUAGAGUGUGGAGCCCGGCUCUAUGUGAGAGAUGAAUGCAUACGGCUCCCCGUACAUGUACAUGGCGGGCCCGGUCUCCCAGCCCCGAGCCCCGCUGCAGAGGACCCCGAAGUGCGCUCGCUGCCGGAACCACGGCGUCCUGUCCUGGCUCAAAGGUCACAAGCGCUACUGCCGCUUCAAGGACUGUACCUGCGAGAAAUGCAUCCUCAUCAUCGAGAGGCAGCGAGUGAUGGCCGCUCAGGUGGCUCUCCGCAGGCAGCAGGCGAACGAGUGUAUCGGCAGCCUCAUCCACGACACUAUCCGCCUGCCAGGGGGCUCUGGGCCGGGAGCGGGUCCCACCGAGAGCCGGCACCAUCACACCAAAGGCGGAGAGACGGCGCUGCGCUGGGAAGCGGACAGCAUCCACCCAACCCCCCCCUUAGAUAUAAGUGAGGAACGUUUAGACAGCCAAGCUGGAGAGGAGACUGUGGAAACCUACAGCGACAAAGAGUCAAGGCAAACAAAUUCUCCAGAUCUGGUCAAAGGCAAGAACAGCUACCCAAGCGAAGGCUCUGACAUGGCAGUAAUUGAUGAAGAGCGAUUUCCAGUUGAGAAGAAUGUCAACAGCUUGGAGACCUUACCAGAAAGCUCCAAAUUUAGUCUGGAGCAAAACCAACUUGUGAUGGAGGGGCUAUCUGGAACUCUGUCAAUUCCUUUCUCUUUAAAAGGUAACAGACCUCCCAUCGAAGUCCUGAAAAAAAUAUUUCCAAAUCACAAAGCAACAGUCCUUGAGCUAAUUUUGAAAGGCUGUGGGGGUGACCUUGUUGGUGCCAUUGAAAUUCUUCUCUCAAGUCGCUCAGCAUUAGCCUCGGAUAGACCAUCAGAAACCCCGGAUGUCCUUUCUGUAUCUUCUAAUGGACAAGCAUUUUUUGAACAUGCUUUUGGUUCCUACCCUGUUGCCUCCUCUAAGUGGUCUGUUGGGUCAGCCUUCAGGGUCCCAGAUUCAUUGAGAUUCUCAAGUGAUCCUGGCAAUGUCAUGUCAAGUCCGCUCACCAUGCCAAUACAACACCCAUUUCCUCAACCUCCUCGUUAUCCACUUGUCCUGAGGAACAGCUUGAGUAGAAACCAGGGAAGUCCAUUUAUAUCAAAUGAUGUUGCUCUGUGGAACACCAUGACACUCCAGCAGCAGUACCAGCUCAGAUCGCAGUAUCUCACCCCUUUUCCAAACACCUCAGCUGGUAUCUUUCGCAGUUCACCAGUCCUUUCCUCUCAUCCUACAAAUGAUCCCAGGCUUUCAAUUGCUGACGAUAGCUGUUCAAUGGUGAACAAACAGCCUAUAUAUACAGAGGAGGACUAUGAUGAAAGAUCUGAUUCUGCAGAUUCUAGAACAUUGAACUCUUCCUCUUAAAUGAUAUGUAGUUGUUACUCACCAAAUAGAAUAUUAAAAGGGAAAUACUUGAAUGUAGUAAUAAGGACUCUGAGUAGAUACAUCAUCCACUACUUACCAUCCCUAACUGGGCAUAGCCAAAGGAUUAUAAUACAUAGUUAUCCAGUUUAUAUUGUCAUGAUUAGAUGUGUUAGUUUAAGAAUAUGUAUAACUGGUAGCUAUACUUUUUAAUGCAUGUAAUAUGCUAUGAUCAUGAUGAGAAGAAACGAGGCACUUGAACAGCUGUCUGUAGCACG